AGGUACACACAGUCGCACACCAUACCCCACAUACACGUUUUAGCUUAUUAGCACCGUUCACCUCCUCGUCUCCGCUAAUCCCCGCCCCACACAGCGGCCGAUUUUUCUUCAUUUUCAGUUAGUCAUCUCCAUAUUUUUCUACAGCCAGAGAACGAUGGUUGGAAGCGCAACGAUGUCGUCCGAGGAAUCUGUGCUUUACGGAAAAUCGACGGAGCAUCUGACCAUAGCGGACGGGGAAUCUUUCGAUCCGGCGGCGGUGGUGGCGGAACCGGUGCCGCAGGUUGUCCAAUCGAACGGUGAGGUUGGGGAGAAGGUGCGGGAGAUAGUUCUGGGGAGGAAUGUGCACACCAUGUCGCUGGAGGUGACGGAGCCAGAAGCGGACGACGACUCCACCGGCGAUAAGGACGCGUACAUGGCCAGUGUUCUGGCGAGGUACCGCAAGACGCUCAUGGAGCGUACCAAGCACCAUUUAGGUGGUGCUUCAAAGUUAGAAAGAGAUGUUUUAUAUUUUAAUUUUUUGAGCACUUCAAGGAAAAAUCUUUUUUGUAAGGUUGGAUGUGGGCUGGCAUUGAUAAUUAAUGCUUUUUCUAGUUUGCAUCCAAUGCAUUUCUCAAUUAACAACCUUGGAGAUCCUUUCAUUGAAAGCAAUUAUGGCGUGCACUCGAGACAAUUUGAAGUGGGUGUUCUGGAUUGGUUUGCCCGCCUUUGGGAAAUUGAAAAGAAUGAUUACUGGGGAUACAUAACAAACUGUGGAACUGAGGGAAACCUUCACGGCAUCCUUGUUGGGAGAGAGGUGUUUCCCGAUGGAAUUUUAUAUGCUUCGAAGGAGUCCCAUUACUCUGUGUUCAAAGCUGCAAGAAUGUACAGAAUGGACUGUGUAAAAGUUGCAACUUUGAUCACUGGAGAGAUUGACUGCACGGAUUUUAAAAACGCGCUUCUUUCUAAUAAGGAUAAACCAGCUAUCAUCAAUGUCAACAUCGGAACUACUGUGAAAGGGGCUGUUGAUGAUCUCGAUCUUGUUAUACAGACACUCGAGGAAUGUGGAUUUUCUCACGAUAGGUUCUACAUCCAUUGUGAUGGCGCCCUUUUCGGGCUUAUGAUGCCCUUUGUAAAAAAGGCCCCGAAAGUCUCGUUCAUGAAGCCCAUCGGCAGCGUCAGCGUGUCGGGCCACAAGUUCGUGGGCUGCCCCAUGCCUUGUGGGGUCCAGCUCACCCGCCUCAAACACAUCAACUCCCUCUCGAGCAACGUGGAAUACCUCGCCUCCCGAGACGCCACAAUCAUGGGCAGCCGAAACGGUCACGCCCCAAUCUUCCUCUGGUACACUCUCAACCGCAAGGGCUACAAAGGCUUCCAGAAGGAAGUCCAGAAAUGCCUUCGAAACGCGCAUUAUCUCAAAGACCAUCUCAUUCAGGCGGGUAUUAGUGCCAUGCUCAACGAGCUCAGCAGUACAGUUGUUUUCGAGAGGCCUUGUGAUGAGGAGUUUGUGCGGCGUUGGCAGCUGGCGUGCGAGGGGAAUAUGGCUCAUGUGGUUGUGAUGCCGAGUGUGACGGUUGAGAAAUUGGAUCGUUUUCUGAGUGAGUUGAUUGAGGGGAGAUUGGUUUGGUAUAGGGAUGGGAGUGCUCGGCCGCCGUGCCUGGCGGAGGAUAUUGGGAGGGAGAACUGUUGUUGUGAUGCCCACAAGUGAAGAGAUAUAUGAGGAGAUAUAAGUAGCAGUAGUAUUGGGUAGGGAUAUUAUUAAGUGGAUGGUGGCGAGUGUAGGUUCAUAGACUUUUGCUAUUCAAUGUGUGUUGUUUGAUUGUUCACCUGAAUUUGAUAUGUAUCAACUUUAUACUUUAGUUUGCUGGCUGGGAGGACUUUGUUCUAGUUUUAGUGUGUUUAGUUCUAGUUGGUGUUUGUGUUAAUUUUUUUUUGGCCUCUCAUUUGGGCAGUAGUGAUGUUCUUUAUUCUAUUUAUGGGAGUUCAAUUUCUUCACUUGUGGAAGCUUACAUUACUACUUUUAUAGUUUGUGAGUGUGGUUAGUAUAAUAGUUUCUAUGCUACAGGCGUUCUCGUCGCAUAGUCUUCUCUCUGAAUUCGGCUAAACCUCUCUGAAUUCAGCUAAACAGCUGAAAGUCGAUUGGUUGCCGUUUGUAAUUAU
Molecule: messenger RNA, 2136 nt
Organism: Striga asiatica
Lineage: Eukaryota; Viridiplantae; Streptophyta; Magnoliopsida; Lamiales; Orobanchaceae
Source: the annotation of a GenBank genome assembly